AUGAGCACCGACGAGGCGAAGCAGGCUCGCAGCCGCGUCUUCUUCGAUAUCACCAUUGGCGGGCAGUCCGCUGGUCGCGUGACGUUCGAGCUGUUCAAUGACAUUGUUCCCAAGACGGCUGAGAACUUCCGUGCUCUGUGCACUGGCGAGAAGGGCAUCGGUAAGGCCGGCAAGCCCUUGCACUUCAAAGGCUCAGCCUUCCACCGCGUCAUCAAACAGUUUAUGAUCCAGGGCGGUGAUUUUACUGCUGGCAAUGGCACCGGCGGCGAAUCUAUCUACGGUGCCAAAUUCGCCGACGAGAACUUCGAGCUGAAGCACGACCGUCCUUUCCUUCUAUCCAUGGCUAAUGCCGGCCCGGGAACCAAUGGCUCCCAAUUCUUCGUUACCACAGUUGCUACCCCCCAUCUCGACAGCAAGCACGUCGUCUUCGGAGAAGUUCUCAGCGGCAAGUCCGUCGUGCGCCAAAUUGAAAACCUCCGAACCCAGAGCGACAAACCCAUCAAGGAUGCGGUUAUUGCCGACUGUGGCGAGCUGUCGCCGUCGGAAGCUGUUGCUGCCGACAUUAAAGCCCCCGAUGCCUACGGCGAUGACUACGAGGAUUUCCCCGAGGACCAAACGACCGGCGACGAACCCCUCUCUGCCUCCAAGAUCGCCAAGAUUGCGAGCGACUGCAAGGAUUUCGGCAACAAGGCGUUUAAGGCAGGCGACUUCAGUGUUGCUCUUGACAAGUAUCAGAAGGGCCUGCGAUACUUGAACGAGGAUCCCGACCUGGAUAACGAACCCGCCGAGACGAAGGAGAAAUUAGACGCACUGCGCAUGAGCCUGAAUAGCAAUGCUGCGCUGAUGAAUAUCAAGCUCUGUGCGUGGGACGAAACUAUCCGGGCCGCGGAAAGUGGCCUUGCCGUCCCCAAGAUCUCGGACAAGGACAAGGCCAAGUUACUCUAUCGCCGCGGCGUCGCGCUCGUGCGGCUGAAGGAUGAAGAUGCCGCGCUCGAGAGUCUUGAGCAGGCGAAGAAGCUCAACCCUGAGGAUGCGGCCAUCAAUGCCGAGUUGAACUCGGUGAAGAAAGCCGCUGCGGCUAGACUGGCUAAGGAGAAGGCUGCCUACUCCAAGUUCUUCAGCUAA
Molecule: messenger RNA, 1125 nt
Organism: Chaetomium globosum CBS 148.51
Lineage: Eukaryota; Fungi; Ascomycota; Sordariomycetes; Sordariales; Chaetomiaceae
Exons: 2
Coding region: 1-1125 (374 amino acids)
Biological process (GO): protein folding; protein peptidyl-prolyl isomerization
Cellular component (GO): intracellular membrane-bounded organelle
Molecular function (GO): protein binding; peptidyl-prolyl cis-trans isomerase activity
Source: RefSeq, a predicted model, not a curated record